This is a messenger RNA of Arabis nemorensis, 1092 nucleotides long. The record is from the annotation of a GenBank genome assembly. NCBI's taxonomy places the organism in Eukaryota, Viridiplantae, Streptophyta, Magnoliopsida, Brassicales, Brassicaceae.
AUGUCUUCUUCUACUUCAAUGGACUUACUCUUUGCUCUGCUCCUUCUAGCAUCUCCUGUGGCUCUGGCCAAGUCUUCUCCCUCCGUUCCUGCCAUUUUUACCUUCGGUGACUCCAUUUUCGACGCCGGAAACAACCAUUUCAACAAAAACUGCACCGCUCAGGCCGAUUUUCCUCCUUACGGUUCUUCCUUCUUCCACCGUCCUACAGGGAGAUUCACUAACGGAAGAACCGUAGCUGACUUCAUCUCUCAAUUUCUAGGUCUUCCAUUACAGAAACCAUACAUGGAACUCCAGAUUCGAAUCUCAAACGGAACCAUAAAACGAUUUCCUUCGAAUGGCGUUAACUUUGCUAGUGCCGGUAGUGGUCUCUUGCUUGAUACCAACAAAGCCAUGGGCGUAACACCGAUCCAAACUCAGCUUCAGCAAUUUCAGACACUUGUAGAGCAGAACCAACUCGAAAAAUCUACAAUCCAAGAAUCUCUCUUCUUAUUGGAGUCUGGUUCCAACGACAUUUUUAAUUAUUUUCUUCCAUUCGAAACUCCUACACUCACUCCAGACGACUAUGUGAACGCAAUGUUAACUCAAGUGAACAAAACGAUUGAUCAGAUCUACAAACUAGGCGCACGUCGCAUCGCCUUAUUCUCCUUAGGUCCUGUGGGAUGUGUACCUGCAAGAGCCUUGCUUCCUAAUGCCCCGACCGAUAAAUGCUUCGGUAAAAUGAAUGUUAUGGCUAAAAAAUUUAAUAGAGGACUUGAAGAUAUAGUUAACAUAAUCCCCACUAAGUACCCUGGAGCUAUCGCGGUGUUCGGAGCUAUGUAUGGUAUCACUCAUAGAUUCCAAACAUUCCCUGCUCGUUACGGGUUUUCGGAUGUGUCGAAUGCGUGUUGUGGAGACGGGAAACUGGGAGGAUUGAUGCAGUGUGGAAGAGAAGGAUACAAGAUUUGCAAUAACUCGAAUGAGUUUAUGUUUUGGGAUUUUUAUCAUCCUACAGAACGUACUUACCAUCUCAUGUCAAAAGCUUUGUGGAAUGGUAAAAAAAACCAAAUCAGACCGUUUAAUCUCAUGGCUCUUGCUACCAACAUGACAUUUUAA